Molecule: messenger RNA, 1293 nt
Organism: Erigeron canadensis
Lineage: Eukaryota; Viridiplantae; Streptophyta; Magnoliopsida; Asterales; Asteraceae
Product: EEF1A lysine methyltransferase 2-like
Exons: 7
Coding region: 154-1131 (325 amino acids)
Biological process (GO): peptidyl-lysine dimethylation; peptidyl-lysine monomethylation
Cellular component (GO): cytoplasm
Molecular function (GO): protein-lysine N-methyltransferase activity
Source: RefSeq, a predicted model, not a curated record
CAUCCUGUUCACCAGAUUCUCAGUUACAUACAAUCACUUUCCUUUUCCUUUUUUUUCUCUCCCUCUCUGCACAAAAUCUUCUUUUCUUUUUUAAGGUUUUCAAUUUUCCCCCCAACUUUCAAAAUUUGUCCAUCAAUUCCUCUCCCUCCGGCUAUGGCAACCGGAAUUCGGUUACCUCCGGAAGACCUCGAUAUUUCUCCGGCGGCGCGUGAUCUGAUCUCCGAUGACGACCGUUCAAUCGUCGCUGACUCUUGGUCAAUCAAGAGCGACUACGGAAGUACUCUCGAUGAUGAUCAACGUUAUGCUGAUGCUACCGAAGCUCUCACUGCUGCUAUGUAUCGUGCUGCUUCUGAUUACAGCUCUGACAAGGAUGAACCUGAUGCUGAAUCGAUUAGUUCGAUGCUGGGGUUACAAAGUUACUGGGAUGCAGCAUAUGCAGACGAAUUGUCUAAUUUUCGUGAACAUGGGAAUGCUGGUGAAGUUUGGUUUGGUGCAGAUGUCAUGGAAAUGGUUGCUUCCUGGACAAAAGGAUUAUGCAUGGAUAUUUCUCAAAGACAUGGGCAAAGUCACCAUGAUGAUGACGAGUCUGAGCACGUCAGACAAGAGGAGAAAGAUUUAGCAGCUUGGAGCGUACUUGAUGUUGGGACUGGAAAUGGUCUGCUUCUUCAAGAGCUUGCUAAGCAGGGGUUCUCUGAUCUCACUGGAACUGAUUAUAGUGAAGGAGCAAUUAACCUUGCUCGAAGUGUUGCUAAUCGUGAUGGAUUCACUAGUCUUAAACUAUUGGUCGAUGAUGUUCUUGAAACAAAAUUGAACAAAAAGUUCCAGCUGGUUAUGGACAAGGGAACUUUUGAUGCUAUUGGUCUGCAUCCAGAUGGACACAUUAAAAAGAUGAUGUAUUGGGAAUCUAUGUCGAGACUAGUAGCUCCUGGUGGCCUACUGGUGAUAACAUCAUGCAAUAACACUAGAGAAGAACUGGUGCAAGAAGCGGAGAACUUCAAUCAAAGAGUGGAGAAUAAGGCAUGCAAACCCUGUUACUUAGAUCAUCUUCGCUUAUAUCCAACAUUUAUGUUUGGUGGAUCAGUUGGGUCUCGUGUUGUCACUGUCGCAUUUCUGUUUGGUAGAUGGGUCUGAGGAUGUAUGUGUUGCGUUUGGUAGAGGUUUUGCUGACUCGAUUGGAGAUGAACCUUAAGGUUGUAUGGUUUUUUAGGGUAAGUUUAAUCGUGGAACAGCAAAAAAAGAAGUUUAACAUGUACAACCGAUAAUGUAUGGAAUGCAAGUCUUGUUCUUGGUCGA